AAGUGAGUCCGGGGCUGCACGGAUCCCGGAUCAGGGAGCGGGAGAGAGCUGGAACCGGGGCCGGAGUUGACCGGGCCGGGCUGUGCUGGGGCCGAGGACUGCCAGCAGCCUCCUGAGGGCAGACGGUGCUGAGCCUUUGACUGGUGUGUGUGAACAAAGCAACCAGGUGAUCCUGCUGGUCCUGAAUUAUUACAUCGCUGUUCUUUCCAGUGCCACAUUGCACAGCAUCGUGAAGCAGGAACCCACAGGUAGCCAUGGCGAUGACUGGGCAGACGACCUCUUACCCCACCAUGAGUAACCACACAAAGGAGCGGGUCACCAUUACAAAGGUUACCCUUGAAAACUUCUACAGUAACCUCAUUGCACAACAUGAAGAGAGAGAAAUGAGGCAACGGAAGUUGGAAAAAGUAAUGGAAGAAGAAGGCCUAGGAGAUGACGAGAAGCGGAUGAGAAGGUCUCAACACGCCAGGAAGGAGACAGAAUUCUUGCGACUGAAGAGGACCAGACUGGGCCUGGAUGAUUUUGAAUCCCUAAAGGUCAUAGGUCGAGGUGCAUUUGGGGAGGUGCGCCUCGUACAGAAGAAGGACACAGGUCACAUCUAUGCCAUGAAGAUCUUGCGCAAGUCAGACAUGCUGGAAAAGGAGCAGGUGGGGCACAUCCGUGCGGAACGAGAUAUCCUUGUGGAAGCUGAUAGUCAGUGGGUGGUGAAAAUGUUCUACAGCUUUCAGGACAAACUCAACCUCUACCUGAUCAUGGAGUUUCUACCAGGAGGAGAUAUGAUGACUCUGCUGAUGAAGAAAGACACACUGAGUGAAGAGGAGACUCAGUUCUACAUAGCGGAGACAGUACUGGCCAUUGACUCCAUCCAUCAGAUGGGCUUCAUCCACAGGGACAUCAAACCAGACAAUCUCCUGCUGGACAGCAAGGGUCACGUUAAGCUGUCUGACUUUGGCUUGUGCACGGGAUUGAAGAAGGCUCACAGGACGGAAUUCUACCGCAAUCUUAGUCACAGUUUGCCCAGUGAUUUUACUUUCCAGAACAUGAACUCUAAGCGGAAAGCAGAAACAUGGAAGAGGAACCGGCGGCAGCUGGCCUUUUCUACCGUGGGGACUCCAGAUUACAUAGCACCUGAGGUGUUCAUGCAGACCGGUUACAACAAACUUUGCGACUGGUGGUCACUUGGGGUCAUUAUGUAUGAAAUGCUGAUCGGCUACCCACCUUUCUGUUCAGAGACCCCUCAGGAGACAUACAAGAAAGUGAUGAACUGGAGGGAGACCCUCACAUUCCCACCAGAGGUUCCCAUUUCAGAGAAAGCCAAGGACUUGAUUCUGAGGUUCUGCUGUGAAUCGGAGACGAGAAUCGGGGCCAAUGGAGUGGAAGAUGUGAAGAGCAAUUUGUUCUUUGAAUGUGUUGACUGGGAGCACAUCAGGGAGAGACCAGCAGCUAUCUGCAUUGAAAUAAAGAGUAUUGAUGAUACGUCAAACUUUGAUGAAUUUCCCGAUUCGGACAUCUUGCAACCAGGAGUGUCACAGGCAGGGCUAGAAAGUAGUGGUAAGAAGUGUCUGUCCUCUAAGACAGUUGCAGUGAGUAACCACUCAGAGACAGACUACAAAAACAAGGACUGGGUUUUCAUCAACUACACCUAUAAACGAUUUGAGGGACUGACCGCCCGUGGAGCCAUUCCUUCCUACAUGAAGUCUGGGAAGUGAUGAACUUUGACCCCAGGGGCUAAUGUCACUGCUUUAGUGCCUAUUUUUCUUAGCAACUUGAUUGGUCCGUUGGUGGAGCCUUACUGCCGAGGAUAGUGACAGUUGUGAAGGACUGAGAAAUUACUCAGAUUUUAUUCCUAAUAUCCAGAUAUCCCUUAUAAUCUCUCUCGCUGGGCGGCAGGUGCUGAUAUUAGACUCAAAGCAGCCCUGGAGCUCGGGCAGCACAUGUCCGAACCAGCAGCAUUGGCAGCAGAGGACUCGAUGGGAUUCCUGCGACACACAUCUGGAGUUCCUGAGCCUCUGCCUUUCAUUCACAUGCACUGCCGGUCAAAGGCUGGGUGCUACUCCUGCCUGAUUCUGCUGUGUCCAGUUCAGCUGCUAGUGGCUGAUAGAGCAAACUUUUACCAGCAAGUGCAUCCAUUGUGGCUCUACAUGGUGUUCCCUUCACUGCGUGCUCCCUGGUAGCUGGGGCAAGGGUAUGUCACCCUCCUUUCUCCCCCCACCCACCCCACACCCCGCGCCACCCCCCCCCCAUGAAAAUGACAAGGGCCUGUGUAGAAAGUAUUUUGCAGUGAUUAUCAGUGAAUUUUCAGUGCUGUGUGGUUCCUGCUCAUAGCGAGAGAUGAUGGUAUUGAGGGCAGUGACGACAGAUUCAUGAUGCAUACAGUGAUGUGCAGGAUGCAGCCCAAUGUUGAGGCAGCUGACCAUUGUACGCCUGCCCAAAUGCAGCUGGUUAGUGUCCAUCGACCCGAAUGCAGCUGGUAAGUGCACAUCUGCCUGAAUACAGCUGGUUAGUGUACAUCUGCCUGAAUGCAGCUGUACCACAGCUGAGCUGAAACUGGCAGUGCCAGCUCUCAAUAUUUCUGUUAAUGAUUGUCCACAGUCUAGCACUCUGCAAACACCAAGGUACUAUUCUCAUCAUGUGUUUUUAUCUGCAUUUAGAUGCAUUUAUUAAUUGAAUGGAGUUCGUAAUGAGCUCUGUGCUGGAUUCACCUUGAUUUCUAACUAUAUGCAGCUUUAUUAUUUUAUAGGGGAAGCAUUUGUAAUGAUUCUUGUUUGUAAAUACCGGUUGUGUGUUUGUGCUUGUAUGGAAGAUGUUGACCCUAUUUGCAUUGCUCUGGAUGAGGGUGGGAGAUAGCAGGCCUGGACCCUUGCAGGCUUGGCUGAAAAUUAUUAUUUCCAGAGCUGAGGUCUAUUAUUACGUAGUGUGUGCACCAACUGCAAGGCAUACAGCAAGCUGCCAGUUGGAACUGCAGUUUAUACCCCAGAUAAUCUGUCUAGAAAAUCUCUCUUCAUUUUCCCCUUUAUCGAUUUAUUUCACUUUAUUUGCCCCUUUCUAUCUUGCGUCAUGUUGAACUUCCUGGUCCAGUAUUACUGUAAAAUCCAGUAUAUCCAUCGUUAGCUUGUAGAAUGCUCAUGCAUUUUCAGGUGCCAUUUCAGUAAACACCCUGAGGGCUAAAGUGAAAGAUCUGCGAAGCUAUUGUUUAUAGACCAGAUAUUAUGGUAAUUGCCAGCCGGUGAUUAGUGUGAAAUUCUGACACUGUGCCUGGCAAUAAGUUGCUGUCUAGUUCUUCAGUGUUCUGAUUGUUUAUGCUGGGUCAGAAUGAACUUCAGCUGUGCAAACAAACUUGCUGCUUCCUUAUAGCUUUCCAAAGGAGUUCCACUGAUGCAGACUCUAGCAAAUGGCCAUAGGUGGAAUUUGUACAUUAUUCUGAGUGAAAGUGAUUGUUGAAUGUUAUGUCAGGGCCUUAAUCAGAGAGGAAGUGAUACAACAAGACAUUCUGUCCUCAACCUUGUUAGUGUAGCCUGUUGUCCCCCUUCAGGAUGACUCCUUCCCCUGGGUGUCCCGUUGGUCAGUGUCACUGUGUGAGCUGGAUAUUGGCCUGGUGCUAGGUGGGGUUAUUAUUGCCCCUCUCCCGUUAGAGUUGGAGAUUCCUGCAACGGAGUGGUGAAUCCUAGUUACUGAGAGCAGUGGAGCUACAGCACUGGUCACGGUCAAGGUUUUAAGACUUGACCGUUGAGUCUUUGUAGGGAUUCCCCACUUCCUGCACAAUAGGGGAUGUUGGUCUGGGAUUAGUGAGCUGUUUAUUCCCUGUAACCACAUUCUAACUGUAGCAGUGAUGGCCCUAGGAAGUGUUUGAGGUACAUAGAUGGAGUUAAUACGAAGUCAACCACAGUUGUGACUGUUGCUUCAGCAACAGUUCAUUGUUCAGAUAGUUCAUUGCCAUAACUGAUGAACAGCAAAUUUCAAAUUUGAAUGCUGUUUGGGUUCUGCUAUUUUGUGCCCUGUUACCCUUUGAGACUCAGAUCUUCCUGUGCCAUAUUCUACAGCUGACUAUGAAGCUGCAAAAUAACAGGAGGGGCUCCUCUCAGUGACACACUGAUGGAAGUCACACAAGGCAUUGAGGGAAAUUUCUCCCUCUUUGAUAUAUGGGGACAAACAACUAGCCUGAGCCGCACAACCUCUCACUGGGUUUUGUACAUAUCAUGAACACUGUUUCAGUCCCUCCCCAAACUAAAGCUGACUGUAUGGUAAUGGAUGGGGGUCUGUGAGGGCCAGUGAUCUUGUGUUUGCAAGGAGUAGCUGCUUACUGCACAGCACUGUGGUUGAACUUAGCGAUGAAAUUCCCUACCCUCAAUCUUUAAUGUGUCAGGAUUGUGAGAUUGAGCGUGUGUUGCCUUCCCCAAGGUCUAAUAGCUUGCAAACACUGAUCUAGUCUCAUGUGAAAAAUGGUCUGUUUGCGGAGGUGUCAGAUGUGCUGUAGUCCAGGAGUGUCAGCAACACUGGACCAGCAGCAAUUCUAGUCUAGGGUUAAGCAGCAAUCAUGCUCCAGCCUGGCCUCAGUAGCUGGGAUUGGGUGGGGGGUAGGAGUGUGUGGACGAGCAGGAGUGUGUGGACAGGCCUGGCCUCUGUACCAAAUGAGAGAAAUGAUGAGAAAGGGAAGGCAAGGGUCUGCAGCCUCCCGGUGGAGCGAGACAAGCCAGUGGGCAGGAAGACUGAGUCCAAUCUGAGGAAGGACUGUGUCACGUAGGUCCUGGCGUAAGUGUUGUGUAAGUUGCAGUAUUGCUUUUUACGAUGGCCACUUACUUUGUUUAAAACUGUAUUAUAAAACCUUUUACUUAA
This is a messenger RNA of Carcharodon carcharias (great white shark), 4833 nucleotides long. Its product is annotated as serine/threonine-protein kinase 38. Gene Ontology annotation, molecular function: ATP binding; protein serine/threonine kinase activity. Lineage: Eukaryota; Metazoa; Chordata; Chondrichthyes; Lamniformes; Lamnidae. The record is from RefSeq and is a predicted model, not a curated record. Gene Ontology annotation, biological process: peptidyl-serine phosphorylation; intracellular signal transduction. Bases 255 to 1709 code for a protein of 484 amino acids. The transcript is spliced from 16 exons.